Molecule: messenger RNA, 2331 nt
Organism: Neospora caninum
Lineage: Eukaryota; Apicomplexa; Conoidasida; Eucoccidiorida; Sarcocystidae
Product: putative sugar permease
Exons: 5
Coding region: 1-2331 (776 amino acids)
Biological process (GO): transmembrane transport
Molecular function (GO): transmembrane transporter activity
Source: RefSeq, a predicted model, not a curated record
AUGGUACAGACACGAGCGCAGGCUGCGGCAGCAGCGUCUCCUCGAGAACCUUCUCCGUCUCCGGCGCGGGGCGGAAGAAAAGCUCUGCCUCCUGCUUCAGGUGUACAAACAGAGCGUGUCCAUCCAGUGCGGAAGGCCGCGCCAAAGACGCCGGCCGGACGCCCGCGUCGCACCUCGCCUCCGCGAGAGAAGGAAGCGAAGGAACACGCCGCCCGCGGAAGAAAGGAAUCCCCGGAAGAGGUUGAACAGCGCGUGUCUCCCGAGACGAGGCAGGGAGAAGGCCUAAGAAGAGAGAAUCGCAAGUCGUGCGGGAGCCCUCUGCUGGCAGCAGAAGGGACAACAGAGGAAGGUCGAGGCGCGGAGCGGGGCCGGAAGGAGACGGACGGCGAGGGAGCGCCCGCCGAAGGUCUCAUUGGAAAGAAGGCCGCGCGACACGCGAAGAGAAAGCAGAACGAAGGUGGCGACUCGCAAGAAGAAGAAGCAAGCAAGUUUUGGUCUGUCCUUUCUUUCCCUGUUCAGCUCGGAGGGAAAGGCAACAAGCAGCUCUCCUCGCUUGCGUCUCAGUGCGAUGCCUCCGUCUCGACCGUCGCAACGCUCGGCUCCUCGAGAGCUUCGCCUUCGUCGAUUUCUUCUCUUUUCGCCACUCAGACGGGAGUCUCUUCGAAAGGAAACACAGACUCCGACAGUGAGAAAGCACCGCUGGUCGCCUCCCCCAACCACACGAUUCGUGCUCCGUUCCCUUCUCUCUCUCCUCCCUCUUCUCUCUCUCGCUCUUCUCUCUCUUCGUCCUUCGCUUCGACGUGGUGUCGGACCGCCUCUCUGUUUGCGUCGUCCUCUCGCCCGUCUUCCUCUUCGCGGCUUUCUCGGCUCCAUCUCCAGCAGUUCAUCCUGACUUUCUUCUGCUACAGUGCGCUGUACCUGACUCGCAAACCCUUCGCCUCGGCGCGGGCCACGCUGCAGCGCGAGUUGCGCCUCUCGACCGCAGACAUGGGCUGUAUCGACACCGCCUUCCUUUCAACGUACGCUUUCACGCAGCUUCUGCUCGCUGCGCCCGUGGCUGCUCGAUUCGCCCACACUCUCAGAACCUUCUUCCUCCUCGCGUACGCGCUCUCCAGUUUCUCCUGCCUCUUUGUCGCCUUCGCCCCGCCGCCGCUCCUGCGCCUCCCCGCGCUCCUGCUCGCCUGGGCCGUGAACGGCGCGGCUCAGGCGCUCGUCUUCCCCUUCCUCGUCUCCAUCCUGCGGCAGUGGCUGAGUCGCCUGCCCCGCGGAGGCGGCGGCGCUUUCGGGGUGUGGUCGACUUGUCAGCAAGCGGGCAGCAUGGCUGCGUCGUACGUCGCGGCAGAGCUCCUGUCUUCGUCUUCGUUGCUUCUGCUGCCGCUCCCCGAGCCGCGCGCGCCGUGGCGCCUCGUCUUCUUGGUGCCUGGCCUCUGCGUGCUUCUCUCGGGGGGGAUGCUCUUCUUCUUCCUCAUCGAGAACCCCGCCGCCCGCUUCGCGGAGCUCGAAGCCGAGCGAGAAGAAGAGAAGGAGAACGGCGAACGCCCAGUGGGGCCCAAGGCGGCCCGCGCCGAACUGCAUGCAGCAGGAAGCGAGUCGAGAACAGCAGGCGAGAUGCGGAAACGGCGCGGAGAGGCCGAGAGACAGGUUGAAGAUAGAGAGAGCGGAACGAAGCUGGGGACGUGCAGCGACGCGGGGACCAUUUCGAGAAAAGAAAGCGAACCAAAAGAAGCUCCCGCUGUCUCUGCUGGCCAGCUGCUCUGGACCGCAGCAAAAGUCCGCGGUGUCGGCGAACUGUGUGGCGCAUACUUUUGCAUGAAGCUCGUGCGGUACCUUCUGAUCAACUGGCUGCCGCUGUUCCUCCAAACGCACCUUCUCCUCUCUCCGCUGCAAGCAACUUGGGGAUCGAUUCUCUUCGAAGCCGGCGGCGUCGCGGGAGCUGUGCUUGUCGGCGUCCUCUCCGAUCGUCUUUGCUCGGGCCGUCGAUUCGUGGUCAUCACCCCGCUGUGUUUGCUGGCAGCAUGCUGCGCGCUGCUUCUCGCCGAGCGGGAUCCCAACACCCCGAGUCAACUGUCUGUACAGCUGCGGGUGUUGCUGUUUCUCCUCGGCUCCUGCGUCGCGGGUCCAGAUAGCGUUUUAGGCGGAAUGGCUGCUGCCGAUGUCUGCGCUGAAGAGGCAAAGCGGACGAAAAAGGACCAUGAAGAAGGAAACGAGCCGCGGGAGCAAGACAAGCAGCAACUGGUCGCCACAGCCUCGUGCCUCGUCAAUGGCAGCGGCAGCAUUGGAUCGAUUCUGCAAGGCACCCUGACGCCUCUCAUCGUCGCUCACUACGGGUGA